Messenger RNA from Zonotrichia leucophrys gambelii, 1467 nucleotides. RefSeq names its product ciliogenesis associated TTC17 interacting protein (gene CATIP). The coding region runs from base 98 to 1267 and encodes 389 amino acids. The transcript has 8 exons. The record is from RefSeq and is a predicted model, not a curated record. Gene Ontology annotation, biological process: cilium organization; actin filament polymerization. Lineage: Eukaryota; Metazoa; Chordata; Aves; Passeriformes; Passerellidae.
CUGGGUGUCACUGCCCCCGGGUCACGCGUGGGGCGGUACCGGGGGAGCCCCGCCGCCCCUCACUGAGACCCCGGCAGCAGGAGCCGCCCGGCGAGGCAUGGAGCCCCCUCCCGAGCGCCCAUGGGACAGCCCGAGCGUGGCGGACACUGCUGCUGAGUUCCUGAGCCUCAUCGGGCUGAAGGAGCUGGAGGGGUGCCUGUUUGCUGAGAGGCUGGCAGUGGUGGCCGUGGGGGCCUCACCAAGGGACAAGGCACAGGGCCAGUGGUGGAUGGCAGCCCAGUGGGCACCCUACCAGCAGGAAGGUGCACCCAUGCAGAGCUGCAUCCUGGUGCAAACCAGGUUCCGAAGCAAGCACAAUGGUGUGCCUGUCUCCAGCAGCCUCAAAGCCUAUUUGACGUGGCAGCUGGAGACCCUGGAGCAGGAGGAGCAGGAGUGCCUGGAGCUCACACCGCACCCCACCGAGAAGAGGACCCACUUUGUGAGCCACGAGUACGGCAUGACGGUGACCAGGACCCUGCAGGAGGGAGGGGCAGAGCCGCAGUGCCACAGCUUCUCGUACGGCCGGGCCAGGCUGCGGGCGCGGCUGCUGGAGGGCGCCAGCCUGCUGCUGCUGCGGGUGCUGGCCCGCCGGCAGACAAUGCCGCCCGGGCUCGUCUUCCCAGCCAUCAACAGCGAGGGCGACCUCUGCACCUUCAGCUAUUCCACCCUGGGCAUCCAGCGGCAGGCGGUGGGCUCGGCAGAGACAGAGGUGUUCGUGAUCCGCCGAGCCGUGCGCGCCAGCACCGGCGCCCCCAGCGUGUGGCACAGCAGCUUCCUGCCCAGCGGGCAUCUGGCUCAGCUGAUGCAGAUCGGCGCCCCGGUGCUGAUGCUUCUCCAGGACGAGUCCAUCCUCAGCAAGUCAGGUAGGUUCGCACCCCAGCUCCCCUUCCCCAAAGAACCCCUGGAAUGGGAUGAGGACAUGGAGCUCUACUCGUAUUUCCUGGACAGGAAGGUAAGAUGGACAUGGGGACAAGGGGACCUGGGGCUGUGCCAGUCUCCAGCAAGGUCUCCCCUGGUGUGCCCAGGAGACACACAGAGGGGGCAGGGGACAAACAUCCUUCCUCACACCCUCUCAAGUGUGGGAAAGGACCCGGGCUCCUGUCCCCCUCACCCUGGCAUAGUGUCCAUGGGGGAAAUGUGUGUUUGUGCCCACCCCACCCAUCCUGUCCACCCCACUGCAGGAGGAGCUGCAACUCUCCCAUGCUGCCUACCUCCAGCAGCACCCUGAGGUGCGGGCACUGCUGUCUGACUUCCUACAGGCAUUGCUCCACCAGCAGCCAGACGACACCAUCUCCUUUGCUGCGGAAUUCUUCGCCCACCAGCGGCCCGUUGGGAGCCCCUUUGCCUCCACUGGUGCUGCCAGCCCCCUCCCCAGCUCCCCAGCUGGCCCCCCUCCAGCUAACAGCAAAUAAAGCAGCCAGCACUGCC